Molecule: messenger RNA, 612 nt
Organism: Mangifera indica (mango)
Lineage: Eukaryota; Viridiplantae; Streptophyta; Magnoliopsida; Sapindales; Anacardiaceae
Product: peroxisome biogenesis protein 5-like
Exons: 4
Source: RefSeq, a predicted model, not a curated record
AUGGCUAUGCGUGAACUUGUUACAGGUGGAGCUGCUUGUCCUGCUCCUGGCUCUUCUUCUUCUUCUAAUCCUCUUGGUGCUCUCGCCAACGCUGUUAUCGGCACUUCUUCUAAGACUCAGGUCCUCUUUCUUCUUAGAACUCAAUCUGAGAGGCUAAAAGAGAUACCUACAGCCGCACCAACUACUUCCGACUCUCAAUUCUACUCGGAGACCGGUGACCAUUUCAGAGCACUUCCUGGUUCUGAGUUUGACCAACAACUUCUGCAACCUAAUGCUCAGGUCUCAGAAUUCCUUGGUGGAUUCCGCUCUGCUAAUCUUAAUGGAUUUUCAGAUGCUUGGGAUGAGAUUCAGCAACAAUCUCAACCCCCACAUUUCGAAAACUUUCCUCCUCCUCCGCGUUUUCAACCAACUUUGGAAGGACCACCACAAAGAGUCUUAUCAAGCUUUCUGCAUUCCUUUGUUGAGAGUAGUCGUGGUGGUGUUCCAUUCCGUCCUACUUCACUUCCGCUGUUAGGUUUAUCUGAAGGUGACAAGCAAUGCAUACGUGAUCGUAGCAGCAUUAUGGCUCGCCAUUUUUUUGCUGAUAAGAGUGAAGAUUUUAUCAAUGCUCAG